CACCCAAAUUAAGACAAAAGAAAACAAAAACACGGGUUACCACUUACAAGUUACAACAACAAAACCCAACAUACAUAUGAUACGUACUACAAACUUGCACCGAUUAACAAGUUCAUAAUAAUACCUCCAAAACCUUUUCUUUUCAAAAAAUUAAUUUAAUUUUUACUUUUUUUUAUUUAUUUUUGUUGUUAUGGCUUCACAUUUAUUUAUAAGCUCACUCUUCAUCUCCAUGUGAAUCUCUGCACCCUCAUUUCACCACCUUUCUUCCAAAAAAACAUGGAAGAAGGAAAACCCACCAUUUUUCUUCUCUUCUCUUUUGUUAUUUUCCUCUCUUUUUCUCUCUCCUCUUCUCUUGAACUUCAAAAUCUUCUCCUCAACCCUCUCCCUAAACCCUCCUCCCUUCUUCCGAACACGGAAUGGGACCUAACAGCCCAAUUACAAGUAAACGGGGAGCUAUUCGGUUCCGUAGAUACAUCGUUCGAGCUUUCGGGUUCUUUAGAUAGCACCGUGGCGCUGCAGCUAGAGCAUUUGGACGCUCUAGAGCCGCAUUUGAGCCAGGAUGAGCUUUUUGCCUUAAAGCUCAAGCGCGAUGAGGCCCGGGUGGAGUCUAUCCUAGCCCGGGCUCAGGGUGUCUCGCAUAGACACCGCGCUGGCUCCCACCACGGGAGGAAUGCGAGCCACCCUCGCGCUCCUGCUGGAGCCGCUGGUGGGAGCGGCUUCAGCAGUUCCGUAACCUCGGGGUUAGCCCAAGGGAGCGGUGAGUACUUCACCCGACUCGGCGUGGGCUCACCCCCGAGGUACAUGUACAUGGUUCUAGACACUGGAAGCGACAUCGUUUGGCUCCAAUGUUCACCUUGUAAGAGAUGCUACGAUCAAACCGACCAAGUCUUCAACCCGGUCCAAUCCGGUUCAUUCCGGACCAUUCCUUGCCGGUCCAAGAUCUGCCAACAAUUGGACCAACCCGGAUGUGCUCUACGUGGCAACAGAUGCGCGUACCAGGUGUCAUACGGUGAUGGGUCGUUUACCAUGGGAGAGUUCGCUAGUGAAACGAUGACGUUUCGGAGAACAAAGGUUCCAAACGUUGCGCUUGGUUGUGGUCAUGAUAAUGAAGGUCUUUUUGUUGGUGCUGCCGGUUUACUCGGUUUAGGGCGUGGGAAAUUAUCUUUUCCUUCUCAAACCGGUAACCGGUUCGGAAACAAAUUCUCCUACUGUUUACUAGACCGAUCCGCUUCUAGUAAACCGUCAUCAGUUGUUUUCGGUGCAUCAGCGGUUUCUCGAAACGCUGUUUUUACCCCAUUAAUAUCUAACCCGAAAUUAGACACUUUUUACUACGUGGAGUUACUCGGGUUUAGCGUGGGUGGGACCCGUGUUCCUGGUAUCACGGGUGAGCUUUUCAAGAUUGACCGUACGGGUAAUGGUGGCAUUAUCUUGGACUCGGGUACGUCCGUUACCCGGUUAACCCGACCCGCUUAUAUUGCCUUAAGGGAUGCCUUCCGAGUCGGGGCAUCGUCUCUUAAGACCGCCUCCGGGUUCUCAUUGUUCGAUACGUGUUUCGACUUGUCAGGUAAAACCGAGGUCCGGGUGCCCACGGUAGUAAUGCACUUCAAUGGGGCGGAUAUUUCAUUACCUGCUAACAAUUAUUUGAUACCGGUUGAUAUGUCGGGUCGGUUUUGCUUUGCUUUUGCGGGAACAAUGAGCGGGUUGUCGAUUAUUGGAAAUAUCCAACAACAGGGUAUUCGGGUUUCUUUUGAUGUUGCUAGUAGGCGGGUCGGAUUCCUCCCAAAUGCUUGUACUUGAUUUGAGUUUUUUUCUUUUUUAAUUUACUUUCUUAAUUUAUUUGUUUAAGCAAAAAAAAGAUGCUAGGAAGGUAAAAAAAAAAUAAAAAAAAAAAAAAAAAAAAAAAAAAAAAAGGUGGUUGUAAUUGGAAAAGGGGAGCAAGUAAAAAAUAGUGGAAAAUUAAAAAGAUAUCUUGUGUUGGGUUAGUGUGCCACUAUCUAGAAUGCUUCACAUGAGAAGGGGAAUUUGUGUCCUACAAAAAAAAAAGUAUACAUAAAUGUUAUUGGCCCCACCACAAGUGAGGGCAUUUUGUUCAUGUGAAAUCAAGUCAUGUGAAAAAAAUUGGUCACUCUUUUUGGUCGGAACAAGUCAAUUUGUGGGUGCGGAAAUAACGCUAAUCAACUUAACAAAUAGCCUUUCACACUAUCACAAUUGUGAAUGUAAUAUUGUUCAUUGUUAACAUGAAUACAUUCUAAAAAAUCUUUCAUGAACUAUGAAUCAUAACAGUAGUCUUAAACAGAAACAGAAUGUUUAGCUGUUUAAGUUGAUGAUGGUUUAAUUAUUUGUUUGAGUUUAACUCUACUUCUCAUGUAAAAAGGUUGAAAAUAUACCCUUGUUACUCAUUGUAUUUUUAUAUUGGGAAUA
Messenger RNA from Chenopodium quinoa (quinoa), 2421 nucleotides. Its product is annotated as aspartyl protease family protein 2-like. Bases 277 to 1797 code for a protein of 506 amino acids. NCBI's taxonomy places the organism in Eukaryota, Viridiplantae, Streptophyta, Magnoliopsida, Caryophyllales, Amaranthaceae. Gene Ontology annotation, biological process: proteolysis. Gene Ontology annotation, molecular function: aspartic-type endopeptidase activity. The transcript has a single exon. The record is from RefSeq and is a predicted model, not a curated record.